This is a messenger RNA of Hemibagrus wyckioides, 1091 nucleotides long. RefSeq names its product thiosulfate sulfurtransferase like domain containing 1 (gene tstd1). The transcript is spliced from 4 exons. The coding region runs from base 89 to 445 and encodes 118 amino acids. Gene Ontology annotation, cellular component: mitochondrion. Gene Ontology annotation, molecular function: thiosulfate-cyanide sulfurtransferase activity. The record is from RefSeq and is a predicted model, not a curated record. Lineage: Eukaryota; Metazoa; Chordata; Actinopteri; Siluriformes; Bagridae.
GACACGCCUACCCGUAUAUGAAUACAGCAACGAGGAAGUAUAGUACAUACAUUCAACUGUUGGCUGUCGAGCAAGUUAGAGGGUCAAUAUGGCAAAUACAGAUAAGGAAAUCUCCUACUGUGAUCUCAAAGCCCUCAAAGAGAAGAAUAAAGACCUUCUGCUUGUAGAUGUGCGCUCCAAAGAUGAAGUAGACAGAGGAUAUAUCCCAGGCUCUAUCCAUAUCCCAGUGGAAGAUGUGGAAAAGGAAUUCUCUCUCGACACACAGGAUUUUCAGGAGAAAUUUGGUGUCCCGAAGCCCCAGCUGGAUAGCCAUGAUCUGGUGUUUCACUGUCAAAUGGGGCGACGUGGAGGAGUUGCUACAGAGAAAGCCAGAAACCUUGGCUUCACCAAUGCACGGAACUAUGCAGGAGGUUAUAAGGAAUGGUCAGAGAAGGAAGGGAAAUGAUGCUGCUCUCCAGUACAAAGCACAGCUGUCCAGUACAUCUAAUCAAGUAGUUUUAGUGACAACUGGACAACAUUCCUCUCACAAGAGAGUAAUCCAUUUUUAGCUUAGACAAACUGUAGCUAUUUAUCAGUAAAGUUAUACCUAGUCAUAAAUAAAUAAAUAAAUAAAUCCUUGAAUUGUAAUAACUCAGGAAUUUGUAAUAAUAAAUUAAUGUUUUCAGUUGCGGACUUUGUACUCAAACCAUACAGACUGUAAAAUUCAUUUAAAUUCAGGUGUUUAAAAAGAAUAUUAUAUUAGAAUAUUAUUAUUAUUAUUAUUUUGUAUGUCAACGCGCAUGCGCACAAACGUCUACUCUGAGGAACACUUAAAAAUCUCUGAUAUAUAGUGCUUUCGGAGAAGCCGGCUGUUUAUUUCUGUUGUCACAAUGACGGACAUCAGAAAGAUGGACAUUUACUUUGCUCUGUGUUCUUCUUUCAGGUAAUAACCGGCUAUGACCAUGUCACAAAUCACUUUUUAUUAUGACACUGAACGCUGCUUUUAACGUCAAUUCUAUACACACACGAAUGUUGUCUGUCAUUAAGCAACUGUUGCCUCAUAAACUUGUGUAAAGCCUUGGAGAUGAAUUAAACAUGGAGUCUGUCCUUCA